GUGAAGCGUAGAACGUAGUUGUGAACAAUAAUUUAAAAUCUUAGACGUUACACUUGUAUUUGAACUGUAUUUGAAUCGUCGUCCGUCUAAACACAGGUUUCUAUUAAAUCGAGAAAGUAAUUGGAAAAACCGAUUAAGAACACGGUGUGCAGUGAAGACAAAAGUAGUUGUAGCAGAAAAAUGAACCAAGGCCAGGGACCAGCCAUUAACAAUUGCAGAGCAAGAGAUUCAUCCAGAGAAUGCUGCUGCAUUAUUUGCUAUGAUAAAUGUGUUUGUGUCAAGCUUUCACCGUGUGAACAUAAAUUUUGUUCGGCGUGCGUUGUAAAAAUGACUGAACAAAAUAUAAAUAACUGUCCGAUUUGCCGUAGGCAAGUGAAUCAAAUAUCACAUAUAGAUCCAAUGUCGAUUGAUUAAAAUUACUUUUAUUUUUGAAAAGAUCUCCUUUUACAAUAAUUAAUCUAAUUUUUUUCCCCAAUUUAUGCAAACUGAAAUUUUAUUUUAAUAUGAU
Metopolophium dirhodum (rose-grain aphid) is the source of this 508-nucleotide messenger RNA. RefSeq names its product RING finger protein 141-like. NCBI's taxonomy places the organism in Eukaryota, Metazoa, Arthropoda, Insecta, Hemiptera, Aphididae. The transcript has 3 exons. Gene Ontology annotation, molecular function: metal ion binding. The record is from RefSeq and is a predicted model, not a curated record. Bases 181 to 414 code for a protein of 77 amino acids.